UUUCCAUCCAAAUUCCGUCAACUAAAAAGGCCCAAAAGAGUAGAAGUAUCAUUUUUGACACCAGAGUUCUUAUUAUCACACAACUCUCUCUCAUUCUCUCUCUUCAUUAAUCAAUUCAUUGUCAUGAACCUAAAUUUUCCUCCCCAAACUACGCUGGUGGCCUAAUUUUGUUACGAUAUUGGAAGUUUCCGGCAAGAUCUUCGAGAUUUGGGGAUUUUUGUUCAGAGAAGAUGAUUAACUUAUUCAGAGUGAAAGCAAAACAGAGGGAAAACGCUGAAAAGCUUAAUGGAAAGACCCAUGUCAAGAAGCAAACAGCUGGCGAACUACGUCUUCAUAAAGAUAUCAGUGAACUGAACCUGCCCAAAUCAUGUACCAUUUCGUUUCCCAGUGGUAAGGAUGAUCUGAUGAAUUUUGAAGUUACUAUUCGGCCUGAUGAGGGAUAUUAUUUAGGCGGCACAUUUGUGUUUACCUUCCAAGUUCCAUCUGUAUAUCCUUAUGAGCCUCCCAAGGUGAAGUGCAAGACAAAGGUAUACCAUCCCAACAUCGACUUAGAAGGUAAUGUCUGCCUCAACAUUCUAAGAGAAGACUGGAAACCUGUUUUGAACGUAAACACUGUCAUCUAUGGGUUGUAUCAUCUCUUCACGCAACCAAACUAUGAAGACCCUUUAAAUCAUGAUGCUGCUGCUGUGUUGAGGGAUAAUCCAAAAAUGUUCGAAUCCAAUGUGAGAAGAGCUAUAGCUGGGGGUUAUGUGGGUCAAACUUUCUUUCCUAGGUGUGUUUCUUGAUGGUUAUGAGGCUGUAAACUGUAAACUUGGAUGUGAAGGGUGCUGUUUGACUGUAUAUCUUUUUGUGAACUAGUUCUUCAUUGACGUUUUUAAAAUGUUUAUGUUCUGUAAAAAAAAAAGUACUAGUUAAAGUAUGCCUGGUUUUGUUUAAUUUGUAACCUCAUUGUUUAUCAUUAACACAUUUAUGACAAGGGCAAGUCUCAUCAUUGCAUUUUGUGAAAA
Molecule: messenger RNA, 1007 nt
Organism: Chenopodium quinoa (quinoa)
Lineage: Eukaryota; Viridiplantae; Streptophyta; Magnoliopsida; Caryophyllales; Amaranthaceae
Product: NEDD8-conjugating enzyme Ubc12-like
Exons: 6
Coding region: 231-785 (184 amino acids)
Source: RefSeq, a predicted model, not a curated record